Messenger RNA from Rhagoletis pomonella (apple maggot), 1521 nucleotides. It is a transcript of the gene DIP-lambda, whose product is annotated as lachesin. Bases 1 to 1521 code for a protein of 506 amino acids. Lineage: Eukaryota; Metazoa; Arthropoda; Insecta; Diptera; Tephritidae. The transcript has 8 exons. Gene Ontology annotation, cellular component: neuron projection. The record is from RefSeq and is a predicted model, not a curated record.
AUGACCUCUCCGCGCCCUUUGAGACCAAACGAGGUUUUACACAUGGUGAUUGGUGAUUUAUCCUCAUGCGAUUUUUUCAACCUGAUGCUGGAAAGCGUUAUAAGAGCUGCCCAUCAGAAUCGCAGCGGCACCAUAGAAAGCAAAAGCAUGAUGCUGCUGGCGUUUGCAGAUGUUAUUGAUAUCGUUGGCCCGAAACCCAGGGCUGUCAGCGCUACAUUUUGCAGCUUAGACAAAGAAGCUAACGAGGUUGAUCUGGCAGUCACCGAGGACAAGGCGCAAUUGACCAACUUUACAGUGCCGCAAGGGCGCGACGUCUCAUUUACGUGCGUGGUCAACAACUUGGGACAAUAUCGGGUUGCAUGGAUUAAAUCAGACUCCAAAGCAAUACUCGGCAUUCACACCCACAUGGUGUCACUUAAUCCCAGAUUAUCAGUGACACACAAUGGUCACAACACCUGGAAACUACACAUAUCCCACGUACAGCUCAACGAUUCGGGCAGUUACAUGUGCCAAGUGAACACAGAUCCCAUGAAGAGUCUGUCUGGCUAUUUGGAUGUUGUAGUGCCGCCUGACAUUCUGAAUCAUCCGGAACAAAACCUUGAGGAGGGUAUUAGCAAUGAGGGCGGCACAAUUGUGCUCAUCUGCAGUGCUACCGGUGUUCCUGAGCCAACAGUACAAUGGAGACGCGAGGGCGCCAAGGACAUAGUCCUGCGAACGGAGACAAGAGAGAAGCAAGUGGUCAAAUCAGUGGAGGGUGAAAAGCUGGUAUUGACAAAUGUACAUCGCACAGACAUGGGCGGAUAUUUGUGCAUCGCCUCGAAUGGUGUACCGCCGUCAGUAAGCAAGCGCUUCGACGUGCAUAUCAAUUUUCCACCGACAAUUAAGGCUGUCAAUCAAUUGCUAGGCGCACCCGUUGAACGUGAAGUCACACUCGAAUGCAUUGUGGAAGUUUAUCCGAAGCCGCUCAAUGGCUGGUAUCGCAAUGAAGGUAACUUAAAGCUGCACAGUAGCAACAAGUACAACAUAUCGGAGGCCAUGAUUAACUUGUACACGUGGCAUCUCAACCUGACAAUACGUCAUCUGACAAAGGCCGAUUUUGGCGCCUAUACUUGUUCCAGCGUCAAUGCGUUGGGAAAAAGCGAAGCACGAAUACGACUGCAAGGUAUGUAUGUAAGAUUCACACACAACUACCAACACACAACGGUGGCAGCAGUAAUGCUGGAGGCUACGAAAAAUCACACAAAUCGUCAUCGCCCGGCAUUGUACCCUCACCGCGUUCGCCCUGGGUGUUCGCCAAUGGCGCUGCGUCACAAAUGCACUUCAGCGCUCAACGACUACUCUUCGCUGCAAAUACGCUUACACUGCUUUACGUCGCAUUAUCCUUGUUCAAAUUUAUAUCGAAUGAGUUGUCCGUGGUCACAGUCACUGCAACGACACUAUGGCGAGCGUAUGGCUGAAGCGCUUGCGAGUAAAUGUGACGAUGACGGCAAGAUAGCAAGGAAAAUGCUGCAUAUGCCCUAG